Messenger RNA from Rasamsonia emersonii CBS 393.64, 2562 nucleotides. RefSeq lists its product as uncharacterized. NCBI's taxonomy places the organism in Eukaryota, Fungi, Ascomycota, Eurotiomycetes, Eurotiales, Trichocomaceae. Gene Ontology annotation, cellular component: nucleus. Bases 1 to 2562 code for a protein of 853 amino acids. Gene Ontology annotation, molecular function: flap-structured DNA binding; 5'-3' exonuclease activity; 5'-flap endonuclease activity. The record is from RefSeq and is a predicted model, not a curated record. The transcript has 3 exons. Gene Ontology annotation, biological process: interstrand cross-link repair.
AUGUCCCUGCUGGACUACUUUGAGACGCAGCGCCCCGCAUUGAAGCGGAUCAAGCGGUCUGAUAGCGAGACUGCGGUGUCAGCAGUGGCUCAAAAUGAUCAGGCAGGCAAACAUGACAGUGACAUAGGAGAUGAUAGCGAGAGGAGUCGAUCUAUGCCGUUCCUAGAAUCCGAAAACCUCAUUCCGGCCUCGGACUUUCUGGACACCUCUGCGGCAGAUGGUAGUGAUGAUGUUCACCAUCUUACGAGCAGUCAGACGGAACUAGAAACGUCUCUUCCGCCCGUCAAGACAGACCAGGAGGCUAUCGAAGAGUAUGAAGCUUCUCGAGCGGCAGCAGCAGCAGCAGAGGAAGAACCCGGCCUCGAAGAAAGGCUAGGAGAACGAAAAUGGCGGAAAGGCAGAAGCUCCAUUUAUGUGGACGCCUUCAAUCUCGCUCUGGAUACUGUCCUCGAUGAAGAGGCGCACCUAUUUAACGAAGCUGAGAUGGAGGUCUUCAGACAGUGGCGAAGUCUGUCGUAUGAAGCCCAAUAUUUAUAUGUACGGCUCUUCCUUCGCAAGACCGCGGCAUGGCAUCGGAUCAAUAAAUUAGGGUAUCAUCAGGACAUAGCCGAUUUGCCUCGGGCGGUCGCCGAUCUCAGGCAAGUUCGUGCACUCCCGGCUGCUUCGGCAUGUGUGAGUGACUAUCCUGUGGAACUCGAACCUCUGGAAGGGAUUACGCUGGGCGAUUCCUUCAGAUUCGCGGAGGGAGUUGAGGAAAUCACCACAUUGGAAGAAGCAUCUACAUUACUUCUCCUCGAAGAGUUGAAGGGCCUGGCGAAAGAGGCCAAGGUGCAAGGAAAGAACAAAAAGGAGCUCCUGACAGCACUGCGCCAAGCAAGCCAAACGCAGACUGGCCUCGACUGGGGCAAUGAGAAUGGCAAGCCCCAAGGUCAGAAUGCCAACAGAGACAGCCACUUCGUGCGGAGGAUUCUUGACCACACCGGAGACUGUAUCAGGCUCUCAUCUGCACCGCUCAAGCUCUUCGAACGUGUGCAUCUGGUCUUUUACCGCUCAACCGAGUGGACAGAGAAGUCACUAACGACUAUCAUCCUUGCCAAAAUCUCGCGCAAGAAUUUCCCAGAAUAUAUUGUGUCGCGCUCUAGCGCGAUAUUUCCUUCCAGAGCGGCGCUGUUAGAAUUUGAGGCCGCCCUACGGACGCAGUUCCAAAUCGACAACAUCCUAGAAUUCAACGGCACCACCACGCCUGAGAGACUCCAGGUGAUCAAAGAUCUCAGCGAGAAAGUCUACCCACGUUGGAAGACGCUGCUUGAGCAGGAGCAGCGCAAGGAAGAUACGAUAUAUACAAGCGGCGAAGGGGCCUAUCUGCGCCGCUUCUCCCCGGCUUGGGUGUACACUCGGAUCAUCCACAAGGGUCUGCAUGCUCUUGGGAGGUUUAAGGAGCACAAGAGGGAGCAUGAGCUCUUGACAGAAUUGCUCGACCAGCGGCUAUCUCAUCCCGCGUGGCGGGGUGCGUGGUACCAGAGGAAGGCGCUUCUUGAGGAACAUUACAUGUGGGCGCUGACGCCCUUUGAGGGGCGCAGUGAGGACACUCAGAAAAAACACUGGAAGCGGAUUGCCCUCGAAACCUGCGAGCGGGGGCUUCAAGACCCAGACUGCCACAUCAUCUAUCACUACGACCUGCAGAAGCGGAUAAUGAAGCUGGAGAGAACGCUGAAAGUCGUAAAAAGAGAGCAGCACGACUUCGGACACGUCAUGCUGGCGAAGCCUUUGGAACGGGUUGUGGAGGGUAUCCGUAUAGAGAAGAGGGAAGAUUCUCCCACACGGAGUACAUCCAAGACGAAUGGCGACACACCGACGAAAAGAGGCCGGCCAACAGCUUGGGUAGAUGAGAGAGGGGGCGGAGGGGAAUGCAGGGUAGAGAACAUGUGCCUGAACUGGUACAGAGACAAUGGCUGGAAGGGCUAUCAUUCAGAAGGUGGGAUUGUACGAACAUUGAGAGAGAGAGAAACAGGAAAUGCUGACUAUCAAUCCUGCGGGGGAAAAUGCCAGUUCGGAUAUCUUUUCUACGACAUCCUCUUCACCUACGUCCCGAACGUCUUCCAGACCCCCUUCCAGACCUGUCCUCUGGACCUGCACACAGACGCAUUCUACCCCUGCCGAGCAUCAGAGAUCAACCACAGACUUGUGCAGCUCGCCAACGGCGAAGCGGAACAGAUCAUCCGCGACGUGCACGCGCGGGAAUCAGCGAAGCAGACCUGCAUCGUGGGCGUCGACUGGACGUUCGAACUCGACGACCUGGUCGAGAUCGUGCGGUGUUUUCCCGGCGAAGCGCUGGCGACGGUCUGCAAGGUCCUGGCGCAGGAGUACCAGCAGCGAGGCGGCGGCGGCAUCCCGGAUCUCUUCCUCUGGAGUCCCGAGAAGAAGGAGGUCAUGUUCGCCGAGGUGAAAUCGGAGAAUGACCGCUUGAGCGAUACGCAGCGGUUGUGGAUUCACGUCCUGAUGGGGGCGGGCAUCAGGGUUGAACUCUGCAAUGCGGUGGCGCGAGAAGUCAGAUAUGUAUAG